This is a messenger RNA of Triticum dicoccoides, 2835 nucleotides long. RefSeq lists its product as uncharacterized. The record is from RefSeq and is a predicted model, not a curated record. NCBI's taxonomy places the organism in Eukaryota, Viridiplantae, Streptophyta, Magnoliopsida, Poales, Poaceae. The coding region runs from base 2000 to 2716 and encodes 238 amino acids. The transcript has 4 exons. Gene Ontology annotation, cellular component: nucleus. Gene Ontology annotation, biological process: regulation of cell cycle.
CUCGCCUUCUCCUCUCCUCGUCUCCAGCUCCAACUAACCUUUGUUGUACAUAAAAAAGGAAGAUAUAUCCCCCGUCUGGCAGCCUGCUUGCUUCCCGACUUCUUAAUUCUGCUUUGAAUUCGUGAUUUCACUCUAUUUGGCUGGUCGAAUUCCGGUUUCGUCUUACAGCUUCGCCGUCCGCGCCGCGUGGGUUUCGUCUGCUGUGUUCGUUCUUGAUUUGCCGGUGACAUCUCCGAUUCGGGGCUUGCUCCUUUUCUUUCUGGCCCAGUUCAUCUGCUGGUUUGGUUUCGGCGUGCCGAUGAUGAUGCAAAAGCAUCGGUGAAUUCUGGAUGAAUGCGCUUGCGCACCACCAGUGCGCACACCUCUCGUGAUAUCCACUGCGUAAUACUCUGAGGCACACAUCCUUUGGAUUCGUGAUUUCAUUUUAUUUGGCUGGUUGAGUUCCGGUUUCGUCUUUCAGUCCCGCGCUGCGUGAGUUUCGGCUGCUGUGUUCGUUCUUGAUUAUGCCGGCGAGAUCUCCGAUUCGAGGCUUGCUCCUUUUCUUUCUGGCCCAGUUCAUCUGUUGGUUUGGUUUCGGCGUGCCGAUGAUGAUGCAAAAGCUUAGGUGAAUUCUGGAUGAAUGCGCUUGCGCACCACCAGUGUGCGCAGCUCUGGUGAUAUCCACUGCGUAAUACUCUGAGGCACACAUCCAUCCAUCUUGGUUUCUUUUCCGGCCUUGUUUUCAAGGCCGAUUCGAGACGCUAGAUUACCUUCUUUGGACCUCAAUUGGUCUCGGACAGACUUGCAAAAUGCCGGCCUUUUUUUCUGAUCUUUUUUGCUUUGCAUAACUACCGAACUCUUGCACACGGAUAUCAGCGACUGAGAUUUUUCGCAGCACAGGGGGAAAUGGGUACCGAGCUGGUUACGGCCGUAAGUGUCCUCACAAGGCAUUCAGAUUUUAAGAAUGGGCUAGAAGAACCAUCAAAGUUUUCCUCCCUUAGAACUGAGGAAAGAUCUUGUUCUUGAUAGGUUCGUCUUGGUUGGGGCUGGUUCUAAAUAUUAAAAAAAAAGAUUAAAUAAGAUCUUUAAGAUAUCUUAGUAUUUGAUUCAUAUCAGAAAUUGUCAAGUGGCAUUUUAGAGGGACUACAGUUUUACUCUCCGGUUUACUCACGUGACACAGUUAUAUAUUUCCUCCGUCCCAAAAUAAGUGUCUUAACUUGAGACACUUAUUUUUAGACGGAGGGAGUAAGUUAUAUUUGCAUAGUCUAUUGCAUUGUUACAUUUUUACACUGUGUUGUUCACAGGUUUGUACUUUGUUUCUUGUCUAACAGCAGGUGAUCAAGUUUGCUCUGUUUUGAGGUGGGUUAUGGUGAAGGGGUCAUGGAGUACUCACUGCCAGACUCGUUAGUGUCCAACAUUUUAACCGUUAGAUUAAUGAGUAAGGUAACUAGGAUAUAGUUGAACCUGUGGUUUUUUUUUGUGGGAACCUGUGGUGUUGGGAUUAUGAUCGAUGCGUCGAGCAGAAACCGUGAUACAAAGUCAUGCAGUGAUGACCUGUUUCAGAACAGUUGUCAGGUAAUGUUGUACCGGUAGCCAAGGCACAUUCUAGUAGUGUAUGUGUCUGUAGUGAUCUGAUAGCAUGUGUGGGCUGGCCAAGUUGUCUCUACUGCCUGCUUCCUCUGGUAUUAGCAUGUUUUCAGUUCUGGUAAAACUGUUGUUGGAUCUCUCUAACAGAGCCUAGUAAGCUAUAGAUUUUAGAAAGGAAUUUUGAUGCUUCCUUCAGGUGCAAAACGCUCCGUGGAUUUGAGAGUAAGGAUCGGUCAAUGAAGCAGAUUAUGCUGCUGAUCAAUGCCGGCAAAUUGACAGCUUGCGUACAGUUCAUAUUCUUGUUUAAAGGAUGAGAAUCAUAAUUUUGUGUUUUUCGUUCGGCAGCAGUUCUAAAAAUUAACUUUGUAUGUGCAAAAUAUAGAGUACUGGGGGCUGAUAAUAGAACAUGCAACACCAAUGACUCCGUGGCCCAAUGGAUAAGGCGCUGGUCUACGAAACCAGAGAUUCUGGGUUCGAUCCCCAGCGGAGUCGAUUCCUUUUUCUUUUUCUUUUGCUCCUGCCGCCAUUUUUUCAUUUUUUUUGCUGGGUGAAGCGGAGAAGACGAGAGGAGAUGGCGGCGAAGGAGGCCGAUGGGGACCACUUCAUCGAGAUGGUGUCGGCGGGUGCGCUUUACCGCGGCGGCGAAUGGGAGCGCAAGUACUGGAGCUGCUCAAGGGGCAAGGAUCGCCACCCGUACCCGGUGGGCUAUCACGCCGUCCGCCAUUUCUCCGGGAUAUCGUACGCCAUGGAGAUCCGGCAAGGACCCAGAGGGCCUGUAUUCCAGGUCACAUCCACCGAGGGAGAUUGCGCGACAGGGCAGACACCGGACAUAGCUUGGAAGAACUUCCAUAAGAAGACAGGGGCCAAAGUCAGGGACUGGCAGAGGGCGGGGAGCUUCCCUCAGAAGAUUGACGGCGUCGAGCUUUUUGGGUUAAAAAAUGCAUCUGUUCAGAGACUGCUUCGUCAGCUUCUAGUAGAUUCGACUGGAUUUGGAAUAGACAUGCCUUCUCCAAAAAUUUAUGGUGCUGCUUCACCGUCAACUGAUACGGUUGCAGCUGAUGUUUCUGAUGAUCAUGAAGAGCAGCAUGUUUUUUUUUGCGGGAACCUGUGGUGUUGGGAUUAUGAUCGAUGCGUCGAGCAGAAACCGUGAUAGUACAAAGUCAUGCAGUGAUGACCUGUUUCAGAACAGUUGUCUUUUGCCGUCUGGUAAAAUUUUGGUGGCAGCCGUUGAUUGGUGAAAAUAAAGUGUCAGGUAAUGUUGCACCGGUA